GAUCUGCCUGAGGGCUGAAGCCAUCAGCCCCUCCAGCAGCUGUGGAGCCGACGAGUUUCUGGAGCUGUCGGUGGGGCGCUGCCUGCCCUGCGACAAGUCCUGCAGCGGUUGCUACGGCGCCACGGCCCUGGACUGCGCCUGCUGCCGCUUUGGCGUUCGCGAUGGGCGCGGGAUGUGUCCUAUGUCCUUGGACGAGAAUGGGGAAGCGAUAGCCUGCACCUUCAGAAGCACAACCGAGGCGGAUCCUACUGGUUCCUCAGAUCCGAUUGGCUCAGUAAAUCAAUGUAUUUCUGGGCGCUUCCCAGCAGUUCUGGUGCUGCUGGUGCUGUACUUGGCACCUGGAAGGUUGAUGUAG
Molecule: messenger RNA, 355 nt
Organism: Cladocopium goreaui
Lineage: Eukaryota; Dinophyceae; Suessiales; Symbiodiniaceae
Source: the annotation of a GenBank genome assembly